AUGGCAACUUCUCCCAACGUGGCCUGCGCGGCUGAUGCCGGUGCCUCACCCUCAAGCAUCCAUCCUUUCCAGAGCUCAUUGGAUCGCCUUGCUAUUUCAAAUCAUGCCACGCCGGGUGCGUUGGAUCACGAUGCCUCAAUUCCAGCCGACCCACGACCUGCCAACCCUCCAUUCGUCUUCCCCGCGAGCCCUGCUUCUCCUUCGACGACACCAGCGUCCAGGCAGCGGCGACGACCUGUUUCCAUGGUAGAUCUUCAAAGCAGGUCUUCAGCUACAGACAUAAACAGGGCUCCCGGGCCUGCUGCACUGCCUCAGUUUAGCUUCAACCCUGGUGCAGCUCUGCCUGCUGACCCUGAUUCGAUGAUGACUCUCAGCCCACCCAUUACGCCAAAUUCAGCGAGACCGAUCCCGUCGCCCUCUCGGCCGGCUGGACAUGGACACCGACGCGGAGGGAGUGAGUUUGUGGGAGGUAGCAUUCGUGAUGGUAGCUCCAUUGCUGUCAUGAGCACCAGCCCAACCAAGUCAGAGAGCGGCUUUCCUUCGCCAGGACUUCACCCACCCCGACGUGGUCAUCGACGUGGUGUUUCUGGUACCAUUUCUACAAACGAUUUGCCUAUUCUUCAUCCACAGCCUGAUUUCUUGAGACAAAAGGGAAGCAGUGCGCCUAAUAGCCCAAUUGCAUUUAAUCCCAGGGAAACUGCUUUGUUACCACUAGAUCACCAACCGUCGCCCCUGCCAGAGCCUGCAAACGCCGUCCCUCUCCAAGCGGCCAACGCCACCGAGGAAAACACAAUCAACAACCACUCGAUAACUGUGCCCACCUCUCCAGCAAGACCUGAGCCAAUCCCAAGACAGUCGCGGCCAGGGCGAGCCCGUGUUGGAUUUUCGGACACUCUAGAAUUUAUUCCCCGGCCACUAUCACUAGUCUCCAGUGAUACAUCAAGCACCGUGACUGCUCGCCCAGGGCACUCCGUGUCGGGCAGUAUAUCUUCACUUGUUUCUGCUGCUUCCCCUGGCCCUCAUGAGAGCCCUGCUCCUCUAACUCGGAGUCCCACCCGUGAGACGGUAGACUCCAGACCAAGCACUGCAGGUGCCAUUUUGGAGCGUACCUCAGAUUUCAAGGCCGUGGCUGCUGGAGUCAACACAUCUCCAAGACGACGGAACUCCAUUCCGACGCUGCUGGAUAUGGCCAGCUCACAAGCCACAGGCGCGCCAUCACCCAGUCCAACAAAGACUCCCAAAAGGUGGUCCUUCUUUGGUUUGGAUCCGUUUAUAAGCUCUGCGCCGGCUUCCAAGCAUCGGUCAUCCAGUUCUGAUUCUUCAGAGUCCGUUUCAAAGACAGUUCCAGGUGGUUUUCCAUCCGAUCAUGAAUCCGAUUCCUCAGGCGAUGAGGCUACUGGAGACAACUCAACCAGCUCGAAAAGGGGACGCAAGAAGGCCAGCAAAAAGAAGAGAGUUAAGGGUUGGGCUGGUUCAAUCUUGCCACUUCGAAGCAACAAGAAGCGAUCCAAGGUGCAUGCAGUUCGCCCGCCCACACCACCUGCAUCGGUGGGCCCGGUUGAGGAUGAAGACGACGAGAAUGAAGCCUUGGAAUCAGCAGAGACCGGAAUAUCGCCCGUACCUGUACCUUCACCUGCACCUCCCGUUCUUACGAUAACUGAGUCACCACCACUGGAGGAGCCUAGUGCUCCUAAGCAGCGGUCCGAGGAGGAGAGCGCGUAUCCUAUGAUCGAUCUAGAUGCUGCUCUUGGUCCUUUCAACACCCCUCUGCCUCAUAACCCGGAGUGGGACGCAGCACAGCGGGCUGCUGGCAAUGUCAACAAGCGGCGUCUACACAGCGCUCAAGGGUUGAAAGGGUUUAGUGGACCCGGCAUGCAUUAUCAUCGCCGAGCUGAAUCCGCGCCCGAUCUGCCGCCUUUCGAUCCUGGUCGGGCCGGCAUUCAUCGGUUUGGCAGCAGUUCUACAAUGGCAGAUGUGUUCGAAGAAGAUGAGGAAGACGACGUAGGGGAGGGUGAGAUGAAGCCAGAUCAGGAUGAAGAUGGUCCCAAAGCACCUGUGGCCGCAGGCGACGAUGAUUCUGAUGGAGAGAUAACACCGCCAGCAACAGAGCCGGCCCCAGAUUCCUUGGUCCACGACGUCGACGACUUGCCAGCGGCUGCGAUUCGUCGCAGAGCAAGCUCUGGUACCUGCAACACCGACAACUCCGCCUCCGUCCAUGCAGUUCGCACAGAGUGUUCCAGAACAUCGCUUCAUGAAGAGGUCAUUGCUGAAGAGCAUCCAUCCAUCAUUUUCCGGGGCGCUUCAUUGUUCCCUGCUGCGCCAAUCGAUCAACAAGAUUCUGCUUCGUCGUCUCCAAGAUUGCCACAUGGACUUAGAGAGUUGUCACCAGUGGAGGUCAAUCAAACUGUACCCUUAAGCCCCUACUCGACAAGUCACGCUUCUUCCUAUCCGUCUCCCCGGUCACCUAUGUCCAUGGACGCGCAGCGAAUCUCCACUGCUCCCUCAUCUGUCACGGAUGAGACCAGUUUCCACUCACUGCUAAUGGGUGAGCCCGGGCCUGAAGUGCGAAUAUCAGUCGACUACGACAUCCCUUCACUGACCUCAAGCACCUCAACAAUGACGAGGGAGAGCGCCUUUAUUCCCAACGCACGCAUGUCACAACCGAGCCUCCGCGAGCAACGCCCAUCAUCGGUCUCGUCAGCCGCAUUCGGACGUCGUCGGUCAAGUCUGGUAUCCCUGAGCAGGCUUAUCAGCAGCUCCCAUGGUGAAAGGAGCAAGCUAUCCAUGGAAGUGACGUUGGAUAACGAGACUGAGGGCAAAAGAAGUCGAUCGAAGAGCAGCAAGACAAAACGACUUGGUCGAAUGAUGCAGUUUUGGAAGCCGAGCAAAGAGCCAGGCCCAACCUGA
Molecule: messenger RNA, 2907 nt
Organism: Pochonia chlamydosporia 170
Lineage: Eukaryota; Fungi; Ascomycota; Sordariomycetes; Hypocreales; Clavicipitaceae
Product: cell wall proline rich protein
Exons: 1
Coding region: 1-2907 (968 amino acids)
Source: RefSeq, a predicted model, not a curated record